GAAAUGUUUACUUCACCUUUUAUUAUAUAAUUGAAUACACCCAUCUAAUUGAUAGAAUAAUUAUACCAGUGUAUUAAGAUGUCCGAUAUAAACUGUUGUCUAUUGUUUAUCAAUUGUGUUAAACCAAUAAAAUACAAGAUGAGUUUAUCAAAACUCUUAUUAAGUAUCUAUUUUGAAUGAAUUGAAUAGAUCCUUGAAUAUUCCUUGAAAUGAACAUUAUCUUUGUCAUAGGUGUACUUCUUGUAUUUCAAACCUUUCAAUCUGCAGAGACUAACAAAAGCACAGAUGGUAGUAAUAAUGCGACACAAUCACCAUGGGACCAAUUUCAUACCUGGUUAAAUCUUAUAUGCACUAUUUUCUCAUUAUGGGAAACCAUUAAAGGGAUUUUAUCAUCAUGGUGGUGAAAUGUACAACUUUCAUUAUCUUUAAUUUCUAUGGAUCUGUUGAAUUCGUUCAACAGUCUUAACUUAUUGAUAUUCUGUUGUAGUUAUUCACUAUUAUGUGAAUAUAGAUUUCAUAUAAAUGAUUC
Messenger RNA from Schistosoma rodhaini, 529 nucleotides. Lineage: Eukaryota; Metazoa; Platyhelminthes; Trematoda; Strigeidida; Schistosomatidae. The record is from the annotation of a GenBank genome assembly.